Messenger RNA from Prorocentrum cordatum, 473 nucleotides. NCBI's taxonomy places the organism in Eukaryota, Dinophyceae, Prorocentrales, Prorocentraceae. The record is from the annotation of a GenBank genome assembly.
AGCCAUUCUCCCCUCCACGAGCGGAGGGAUGGCGUGACGCCUCGAUACCGGACCCGGGCCUUCGGGCCAGGCAUGGCCCCCGGGCGUCGCGCGCUCCCCCCGGGCGCGGCCGCGCUGCUUCUGGCGCUGGGGCCGCUGCCGCCGUCCGCAGAGGCCCUGACCCUCGCGGAGCCGCCGCCGCCGCGGGAGGCCCCCGAAAGGCGCUCGGGGCUGCCCCAUCACUUGGAGUCCUUGCGCCGGCGGCCCCUCGGUGAGCGCUCCGCCGCGGGCGCGGGCGUCACGCUGGUUGACGCGCGCGCGCACCUGCGGCGCGGGCUUCAGGCCGCCUGGCACAUCGGGAACCACUUCGGGCACCGGUGGAGCGGCCCCGCGGCGGCCGCCGCGGGGGCCCUGGCCUCUGUGCCGCAGAGGGCCGCCGGCGGCGACGGCUCCUGCGGCCUGCCCGGCGGAAGGACGGGGCCGCCGCCCGGCGG